AUGGGCCACUUUAACGUUCAAAUGACCGUUGACCGCCUCACUGAUGGCCUUCUUGAGGGUUCAGCAUCAGGAACCACGGGUCUCGCGUUUCCUGCCAUUGCUAGCACGGACUCGACUCCAUUCUGGCAGGCUUUAGGAAGCCAGCUGUCUGCCUCUGAGAUGGCCUGCUGUCUUGCACGAAUCAAGCAUGAUACCAAUGCCAAGGCCGGAGGUGUGUUUACCCUCGGAGGAACAAAUUCGAGGCAUUUCACUGGUGAUAUUGAAUUCAUUGCUAUGCCUUUGGGUACACCAACCUUUUGGCUUCUCAUCAUGUCUGCAAUCACCGUACAAGGACAGCCUGAUCAAAUCACGACAGGCAAUAUCUCGGUUUGGGUGGCACUUUCCUUCGGGGGCCAGGCGUGGCCGUUUAGUGCGACCGACAUGAACAUCGGCCAGAUUUCGCGUGGGAGCUCGAAUGCCUUGGGGCCAUCUUCGACCUCAGCCUCGGCAGUAACAUUCCUUCUAGCUCAGAAGAACGUAUAUUCUGUCUUUCGUGCUUUUGGCCCUGGUUCAAUUGAAUUCGCGCAGCUUUCUAGCGUGGCUGGCGGGUCAGGCCUUCAGGCGCUGGAGCGGCAACGGCGGAUCAUCAACCAGAAUUACAUUGCCUGCCAUGAUGAUCACCGCAGUGAUUAUUGUCCUCAUGUGCUUGUUGUAAUUCAAAUCUUCUCGAUGUCCUUGCAAGCGUUCGAGGUGCUAUAUACUCACCGUGAAAGCAUGUUCGUUAAUUUCUCGCGCAGCAGUCCAAGUUGUCAAUGA
Molecule: messenger RNA, 795 nt
Organism: Laccaria bicolor S238N-H82
Lineage: Eukaryota; Fungi; Basidiomycota; Agaricomycetes; Agaricales; Hydnangiaceae
Product: aspartic peptidase
Exons: 5
Coding region: 1-795 (264 amino acids)
Source: RefSeq, a predicted model, not a curated record